This is a messenger RNA of Aspergillus wentii DTO 134E9, 1023 nucleotides long. Its product is annotated as acyl-CoA thioesterase. The transcript has a single exon. The record is from RefSeq and is a predicted model, not a curated record. Bases 1 to 1023 code for a protein of 340 amino acids. Gene Ontology annotation, biological process: fatty acid catabolic process; acyl-CoA metabolic process. NCBI's taxonomy places the organism in Eukaryota, Fungi, Ascomycota, Eurotiomycetes, Eurotiales, Aspergillaceae. Gene Ontology annotation, cellular component: peroxisomal matrix. Gene Ontology annotation, molecular function: fatty acyl-CoA hydrolase activity.
AUGAAUCAAUCAACUCUGGAUACUCAAUUGCAAAUCGACCCCUUGAAUGACAAUGUCUUCAUCACCAAACAUCCCCUCUGGCGUCCUUCCGGAGCACGCGGUAUCUUCGGCGGCGUCACCAUCGCCCAAAGUCUCAAAGCUGCUCAAUUGACAGUACCGACUGAUAUGAAUGCUCAUUCUAUGCAUUGUUGUUUUGUUUCUGCCGGGAGUGCCUCUAUUCCCAUCACGUAUCACGUCGAACGAGUCCGUGAUGGGCGAAGUUUCAGCAAUCGAUCCGUCAAAGCUAUCCAGAACCAGAGGACCAUCUUUCUAGCUAUGAUUAGCUUUACUCGGACUGAGACGGGGAAGUUUAUAGAGCAUGUUGAGAGAAUGCCUCAUCUUCCUGCUCCUCCCAAAGAGAAUACCACAAAUGAACCCGCAACCCCAUAUAUCAACCACAGCGUGGGAAUCCUCAACAACGCCUCACCCCCCAGCGACAAACGCAUCCACCAAUGGAUAAAAGCCCGCGGAGCUGUCUCUGAGACAAACCACCUCGCCUCGUUGGCUUUCAUGUCAGAUAGUUACUUUCUAGCUGCUAUCCCGCACGUCCAUAACAUCUGGCAUUUUGUCGAUCCUCCUCUAACAGAGUUUUAUGGACCUGGGCCUGCUCACGCGGCGAGAUAUCCAUAUGCGCGGGUUCAACGGCCGCAUCUUGGUGAGCGGUGUGAUGGUCCAGAUAAAAGGGUAGGCAUGAUGGUUAGUCUGGAUCAUACGAUUUACUUUCAUCAUCCGCGCGGAUUCAGCCCGGAGGAGUGGAUACUGAGUGAAUUGCAGACUCACUGGGCUGGGGAUGGAAGGGGGGUGAUUAUGCAGAAGAUGUGGACGAGGGAGGGGGUUUUGAUAGCUACUUGUGUUCAAGAGGUAUGUUUUCUUCUCCUUCUCUUAGUUGAUUUUGCUAACUUAUACUUAUCAGGGAAUUGUCCGACUAGAAGAACCAGAAAAGAAUCGCCUUUGAUAGAUCACGAUAUAGAUGAAUGGAGAUGA